This is a messenger RNA of Centruroides sculpturatus (bark scorpion), 744 nucleotides long. Its product is annotated as SPARC-like. Gene Ontology annotation, biological process: anatomical structure development. Lineage: Eukaryota; Metazoa; Arthropoda; Arachnida; Scorpiones; Buthidae. The transcript is spliced from 8 exons. The coding region runs from base 235 to 729 and encodes 164 amino acids. The record is from RefSeq and is a predicted model, not a curated record. Gene Ontology annotation, molecular function: extracellular matrix binding; collagen binding; protein binding.
AGCAGACGACAUUCUCAAGUUUCAGACGACUUUGUGACCGAACUCAAGAACAUUAAGGCCGCCUCUUUCUCUCUCUGAUUCCAAGAUACAUAUAUCGUUUGGUGCAGGUAUUCGACUACAUAAUACAUGAUUCAAGUCAGAAAGAAUGUAAAUCCCUGAACAAUAACCACUUAAAGCUAUAAUUAUGCAGAUUUUCGAAUCCAGGGACGAGUUAAAGAAGGUCUAGAAGAGAGAAUGAAGUUCAUUUAUUUACUAGUCUUCUCGUUGCUUAUCUUGACUGGUUUGGCAGAAGAGAAUGAAGAAUCGAAAGAUCAGAUCGAUCUGAUAGCUGAAGAUGACGAUACUGAAACACCCAAAGAAGAAACCAAAAUAUCUGCACACCCCUGCCUAAAAGUACACUGUUCAGCUGGACGUGAAUGCGAAGUUGAUGAUAAUGGCAAAGCAAAAUGUGUUUGUGUUAAGAAAUGCAUGAAAGAAAAAGACGAGAGAAGAAAGGUCUGCAGUAAUCAUAAUGAAACUUGGAACAGCGAUUGCGAAUUAUAUAGAAUGAGAUGUAUUUGUGCUAAAAAUGAUGAAGAAUGCACGAAUAAGAAAUAUAAACACGUACAUGUUGACUAUUACGGAAGUUGUAAAGGUAAAUAUUAUUAUUGUAUUAAUGUAAACAUAGAGAAAGACAGCCUGUCCAAAGAUAACAAUUUGUUUAUAUUGAAAUUCUUUUUAUUCGCAUAGAUGAAAUUAUCAUAU